AUUACGGUGUUUAUUAAAAUAACAUUUCCAAGAUGAGUAUUAAGGCAAAUACUAAUAGAGUAAAUACAAUUUGAAUUAUCCAAAACAGCAGGUUGGGGGCGUUAACCGUGUACUCUCGUGAGGUUUAAGUAAAGUCGUGUCGUCCUUCUUGUUAUUAUUCAAAGAACAGCAGCAUUAAAGUGAUAUAACAACGGCUAGAGGCUCAAAUAAAGACAUAAAAUCCCAACACAGAGUAAUAAAACGUCUCAUCGUUCUUUUCUGCUGCAGUUGUUCAACACAUCUAUGUAGUUUCAGGCGGGGAUCUUGAACUCUCGCGAUGGUUGUCGCUAUUCAUGCGAGCUUCGAGUGAACUUUGGCAUUUCUCCUCCCUCUUUGUUUUUCCAUUAUAAUCAUUAUUCAAAGAUCAAUAACAGCAUUAACAAAUGAAAGCGAAGAUGGGGACAAAAAACGCCAGAACGAAAUGAAAACAACACGCGCUCCUCAGGUCCAGGGGGCGUGAGCUCUCGAGCCUCUUCCGCGCACUCUCGCGAGCUUUCUGGCAUUCGCUACUCUACUCGGACUCCAUGAUCUGAUCGCGAGCGGCGCGAUCCAACCUGCGUGUCCCGCGCGCGUUCUCAGCGCGUCGUGCGGCGCUCAUAUUCCCGCUCCGAUGGACUGAGAGCAAUAGCGCGAGCAUGGAGAAUGUUAAAGCGAAGAAGAGCAGCGCUCUGAGUGUGGCCUUGAGAUCCACAGAAGACGACGAUGAAGGCCAGAGCUCGCCCAAGCCCCGUCAUAUGCGGAGCCGGACGCAGAGCCCCACCGAGCUCAAUGUACUCAACAAAGCCUGCAAGAGCAGCUCCAGCCUGCUGCUUAGGAAGAGGAGAGUAAAGAGGCAUGUGUCCAGCAUCAGCAGCGCCUCUCACAGCCGCGGUCUGGACCGCCAUACGAUGCUCAGACACCGCGCUAGUCCGCAGCUGCAGCUGUCAGAUCGCCAGUGGGUCCGGCAGGACCUGCGCAGGGGCUGCGUUCACGUCCACGACCGGCUCAUGGCGUGCUCCCAGCCGCCCAGACCGGUGCUGUGCACGGUGGAGAGCACCGCGGCCGAGAUCGCGCAGCGGCUACAACAGAUGAGCGGCAAGAUGGGCUCCGUUCUGCGGCUCAGCGCGAAGACCUGCCCGGACGUCAACGGGAACUGCGACGGAGAGUACCCGCUCAGACACCUGCCCGACCAGCCCAACGAGCGAUUGCGGCUCUUACUUCUGGAGUCGCACCGCCAGUACCUCCAGGAGUACGACGUCUACACGCGUCCGGAUGGCGAGCUGGAGCGCGCGUCCCCGCAGGACGAGGAUUCGGUGAAGAGAUUCACUGGCUCGGACGCGGAGACCAGCAGCGCUUGCGACGACCUGAGCUCCGGGGCCCGGCUCAGCCAGCACCGGGACUCGCUCAGCGACGACAUGAUCCUGGGCACUGACGCCUCGGCGUUUGACAGCAGCGCCACCGAGGGCCUGGACACGUACGGCAGCUCCUCGGAUGAGCUGGAACUGGACUGUCCGUCGGAACCUGUUCUACAGAACGCGAACGAGGUGAACGCGAGGCUGAACGCGCUCAGCAUCGGCACCGAGGCCGCGGGGGACGGUCCGGAUUCUGGUACUGAUGGGGAAUCGGACUCCGGCCCGGCGCUGUACGUGCAGCUGCACGGCGAGACUGCCCGGCGCAUGGGGCCCGAUGAGAGGCCGCUGCAGGUCCAGAACGAUUUUCUCUUUAAAUUGGGAUUUAAAGACCCGUGGCGGGUGCAGGAGGAGGGCAUGAACACUGAGCUGGGAUCACUCCUGCGCUUCUACGCAGGUAAACCUCACAGCAUCGAGUCCUCCGAGCGCAUCCAGCUCUCUGGAACAUAUAACGUGCGUAAAGGAAAGCUGCAGCUGCCGGUGAACCGCUGGAGUCGACGGCAGGUCAUUUUAUGUGGCACUUGUCUCAUGGUGUCUUCAGUCAAAGACAGCCAUACGGGCAAGAUGCACAUCCUCCCGCUCAUCGGCGGAAAGGUCGAGGAGGUGAAAAAACACUCUCACUGUUUGGCCUUCAGUUCGGCUGCUCCGCAGAGUCAAACCUACUACAUCAGCUUCAACAGCUUCACUGAACACCUGCGUUGGCAUCGGCAGGCUGCAAAGAUGGUGUCUCAGCGCAUCAGUUCGGUGGAUCUGUCGUGUUGUAGUCUAGAGAAACUGCCGCCCAACCUGCUGUACAGUCACGAUCUGACACAUCUGAACCUCAAACACAAUUUCCUGCCUGCUGACCAAACACUGCUGCAGCUCCAGAGGUUUUCACGCUUACGGAGUCUGAAUCUAUCUAACAAUCAGUUGAGAAGUUUCCCGCUGCCCAUCUGCUCCAUUAGCACUCUGACGGAGGUCAACCUCAGCUGCAACCAUCUGACCUCCAUCCAUCCUGAAGUGGCCAACAUGACCAAUUUGCAGACGUUUGUGUUGGACGGUAAUUUUCUGACGUGUCUUCCGGCUGAGCUCGGCUGUCUGCAGCGACUGGCGUAUUUGGGUCUGUCCUUCAACGAGUUCACUCAGGUGCCGGUGGUGCUGGAGCGUCUGCCUGCUGUCGAGAGACUCUGUAUGGCGGGAAACAAACUGACAGUGCUGACGCUACAAACCUUCCGCCUGCUGACGCUCAAACACGUUGACCUGCGUCUGAAUCAGAUCUCCAGCAUUGUUCCAGACGAGCCGGAGUUUCUGCGUCACAUGACGCAGCUGGACGUGCGCGAUAAUCGCCUGAGUGAGCUGGACGCGUCUGUCUUCCCGCGGCUGGAGGUUCUGCACUGUCAGAGGAACUGCAUCACACGACUGCGUCUGAGCGGCUGCAUGCUCAAAGCUCUCCACGCCGCCAGCAACGAGCUGCAAGAGGUGGAAGUGAAUCCUGUGGCCUCCAACCUCACCUACAUGGACAUCUCAAGGAACUGUAUGAAGAUUCUUCCUGAUUGGUUGAGUGACAGCAGGAAGCUGGAAGUUUUAGACGUCAGCCACAACCACAUCACCGAACUGCCAGCGUGGUUGUUGUGCAGCGGUAGUUUGAGGAAGAUCUUGGCUGGUCAUAAUCAGUUGAAGCGUUUGCCGGAGCGGGUGGAGCAUCCUCUAGUGGAGGUGUUGGAUGUGCAACACAAUCAACUCACUGAGCUUCCCUGUAAUCUCUUUCUCAAAUCAGAGAGUUUAAGGUGCCUGAAUGCAUCAGCCAAUAAGCUGGAGAAUCUGCCCUCCUCCAGCCUAUCAGAGGAGAGUAACAGUAUUCUACAGGAGCUGUAUCUGACCAAUAACCACUUGACAGACAAGUGUGUGCCACAACUGACCGGACACACACACCUGAGGAUUCUGCACAUGGCCUACAAUCACCUACAGACAUUCCCAGCCAGUAAAAUGGCCAAGCUGGAGGAGCUGGAGGAAUUGGACCUGAGUGGGAACAGGCUGAAGGCAGUGCCCACCACCAUCCUGAACUGCAGACGCAUGCACACGCUGGUGGCACACUCCAACUGCAUCGAGGUGUUCCCUGAGGUCAUGCAGCUCAUGGAGAUGAAGUGUGUGGAUCUGAGCUGUAAUGAGUUGAGUGAGAUCACAUUACCUGACAGUUUGCCUCCUAAACUUCAAGAGCUGGAUCUGAUGGGCAACUCUCGCUUGAAUCUGGACCACAAAACCCUCGAGCACCUCAAUAACAUCCGCUGUUUCCGAAUCGACCCGCCCCCCUCAUCGUUCUCAGCGAAUGAGGCCACAGGAGGGCCGGCUGUCUGGAGUCACGGCUACACCGAAGCAUCAGGCGUCAAGAACAAACUGUGUGUGGCGGCACUGUCAGUGAACAGUUUCUGUGGCAGCAGAGAGGCUCUGUACGGUGUAUUUGAUGGCGACAGGAAUGUGGAGGUGCCGUAUUUACUGCAGUGCACCAUGAAUGACGUACUAGCGGAGGAGCUAUACAGAAACAAGAGUGAAGAAGACUACAUGACCAACACUUUUCUGGUCAUGCAGAGGAAGUUAGGCACAGCAGGGCAGAAACUAGGUGGCUCGGCAGCACUCUGUCACAUCCGUCAUGACCCGACAGACCCGGCGGGCUGCUUCACCCUCACUGCGGCGAAUGUGGGAAAGUGUCAGGCGGUGCUGUGUCGCAACGGCAAAGCGCUUCCACUGUCACUGCUGCACAACAUCAGUAUCAAAGAGGAAUACAAGCGCGUGCGGCAGCACAAAGCUAUCAUCACCGAGGACAACAAAGUGAAUGGAGUAACGGACUCCACACGCAUCAUGGGCUACUCGUUCCUCUAUCCGGCAGUCCUGCCUCGCCCGUAUGUCAACACGCUCCCGCUAACACCCAGAGAUGAGUUCUUCAUCCUGGGCAGCAGAGGUCUCUUUGAGGUCCUGGACCCCAGCGAGGCAGUUGAAGCCAUACGAAAAGUGCCCGACGCGCUGGCAGCCGCCAAGAAGCUUUGCACGUUGGCGCAAGCUUACGGCUGCACGGACAGCCUGAGCGCUGUGGUGGUGCAUCUCAACAUUGCUGAAGAUUGCUGCUGCUUUUGCUGCUCGCCGUCCUCUGAGCCAGGCUCUGCAAGUCUCCAUCCACCGCCGCAGCCUCCACCCAGCCCCGGUCCAGGCCUGUUCCCACCCUCCUCCACCGGCAUGCCUCCAUCCUCCUGCAGCGAGAUCAGUUCUGAGGUCAGCGCUUCUGAGAUGAGCUCUGAAGUGGGUUCCACUGCAUCCUCGGACGAGCCCCUGCUCCAGGACACUCACCUGUACCUUCAUGCUCAAAGCCACCCGUCACAGCUACAGCAGAACCCACGCCUGCCCUGCUGCAUGCUUCACCUUGCCCCCAACACCACCAGCUCUUUCCAGAGGCAACUCUCCAGUGCCACCUUUUCCAGCGCGCUCUCGGACAACGGUCUGGACAGCGAAGACGAGGAACCCAUCGCUGGUGUCUUCUCCAAUGGCAGUCGAGUGGAAGUAGAAGCUGACGUCCACUGUCUGGGCCACCUGCUACCACCUCCGCCUGCUCCACCCUGCACCCCUGAAGUUCCAGAGAAGGUUUCGGAGCCUGUGCCGGAGGUACUGAAAGAGAAUGACAAGGAAGAAGCACAGAAACAAGGAGACAAAAGCGGGAACCCUGCAGGAACAGACGCAUGGACGAAGACCUUGGGGAAGCAAAAAGGAAACGGCUCUGUGGCGCCACAGGAACAGAGCCACAACUUGAUUGAAGUGGCAACCGAAGCUCCUUCGAAAAAACCAGGAGGUUAUUUCACAGCUCCCGCUCAACCAGACCCUGACGACCAGUUCAUCAUACCACCAGAGCUGGAGGAGGAGGUGAAGGAGAUCAUGAAACAACAUCAGCAGGACCAACAGAGACCAGUCAAGAGUGAGCGGCCAGUGGACUACUACGACACACCGCUCUGAGACAGCACUCGCCGUAGAUUACUGUGAGGUGACCACUUAGGAAAGGAAUAGCUCACACAAAUAUAAAAUUUUGGUUAUCAUUUGUUCACCCCAUGUCGUUUAUAACUCGUAUGCUGGUAAUUUGUCAGUGGAACACAACAAUAGAAGUUUAACAAUGACAAUUUUUUAUACAAUGACAGUUCAUAGUGACCACAUCUGUCAAGCUAAAAAAACACAUAAGACUUAAAAAGUACUGUACCUUAUAUCAUAAAUGACUACAGCUUUACUAUUCCAAGUCUUCCAAAGUCAUAUAAUAGCUUUGUGUGAGGAACAGACCAAAAUUUAAGUCAUAAUGUGAAACCCAAAGUGUACCUUGUUUAGAUGCGAAUGCUAGGCGUCUGCAGACAGGACUUGUGAUACAAAUUUCGUACAGAGUGCUCGCACUUAACAUGUGCUGCCCGAUUGUUCUAACCAUGCAUACUCUGAAUGCGUAUGCACCUGGAAUUAUUUGCACGAAUUAGUGGGUCCAAAGGGUGGCAACACUCACAAUUGAGCCAUUGCUUUCACAAAGAAGUGCAAUAAAAAAUGGCCCAAAACAGAUUUUGUUCUACUGUUGGUAAUAACCGAAGAUUAUGCCCCAUUUUUUAUUCUGGUCUUGAUUGUGGGGUGGGCACGAGCUUCAAUAAAGGGCAAUAUUUUUAGUGAAUAACAACUUAUAUUUGACACAAAGAUUUUGAAUGGCUUCAGAAUCAUAUUCUGCCCUGUUGGAGCUUGACAGACGUGGUCACUGUAAAGAUGUAUGGAAAAGAGCUGUGUAAAGAUUCUUUAAAAAAAUCUUUUCUGUAAAAAUAACUGCAGAUGGGUUUGACAUGACAUGAGGGAGAGUAAAUAAUGACAGAAUUUAAAUUUCUGAGAGAACACAGCACUCAGCACAGUAUCCAGUCAAACAUGCUCUGCAAGAGACCAAUACGAAGCUAUGAAUCAUCUAACACGCUAACAUGUCAGACCUUUGAUCUAAAAGGUCACCAGACUGGAUCAAACAUGCAAUGUAUGAUGCCACUUCCUGCCAAGUCAACCAAUAAAAACUCAACCGAUCCCUUUAAGAGAACACACAAGAGUGACCUGUGCUCGACCGUGCCUCACCCGUUCAAGAUUUUCACUAGCGUUUUAAGAGCAGUUCACUACUGAUUACUGACUGUUUAACAUUUAUUUACCUUAAACCGAUAACUAUAUAAUUCAACACUAGUAUUGCAAUGUGUCUUUACCAAUGACGAAACUAUGAAUAUUUUGAUUUUUGUUUUUAGUUACCAUAUCUUUUAUGCGAGAAAAGCUACGACAGACUUUUUAAAUCGAUUUAAAAAAAGAAAUAAAAUUGCGUUAACGUAAAUUGUGUUGUACGGUACACACUAGUAAUACCACGAUUAACUGUUGUAGAUAGAGCACUUAAAGUAAUACUGUGUCUCUUCAGUAAAUCAGGGCUUCAGGCCUCUAUAAAAACUAGAAAUUUAGUGGAAAUUUGAAAGACUAACUCCUAGGAGUUGCUUACUCUUUUAUGGUGACUUCGUCACUUUUUUACUAAUCUUCUCUGCGAGAAAUGGUGAUUUUUUUUUUCUCUCUCUCUUUCCAAUGAUUGUAAAUAAGAAAAAUAUUGUAUACCAAUGCUUUUUAAGGGAACUACGUGUGUAGAAAAAGAUGACCAUUCAUGCAUACAUGCCAAUAGAAGUAUAUGUAUCAGAAACAUAUACAUACACCAGAUGGAAAUGAACUGCGCAUUAUGACAUUACUCACUGAUUAAUGAGCCUUACACACACACAACUCAUCCACAUCACACCAGCAUGACUGUCAAGUCCUGUAAUGCAAACCAAUUUAUCUGUAAGCAAUUGUUCUCCAUCCGACCACUCAAAAAGUUCCUGGUUUGUUAUACAGUAAUAAAUCUUUAAAUUUAUGAUUACAAA
Messenger RNA from Myxocyprinus asiaticus (Chinese sucker), 7336 nucleotides. Its product is annotated as PH domain leucine-rich repeat-containing protein phosphatase 1-like. Gene Ontology annotation, molecular function: protein binding. The transcript is spliced from 17 exons. The record is from RefSeq and is a predicted model, not a curated record. NCBI's taxonomy places the organism in Eukaryota, Metazoa, Chordata, Actinopteri, Cypriniformes, Catostomidae. Bases 675 to 5402 code for a protein of 1575 amino acids.